AACUGAAUCAGCUGACCGGACUUGUCAAACGCGGAGUUACGCGCAUUCUACACAGGAAAACGGUAAUUGUAAUAUAUUGCGUAAUUGUUUUCCGACGAAUUGAAAUAAAUACAGUACGUUGUGUUAAAUAUACAAAUAAAUUAUCGUAUCCAUCUAAUCGCAAUCCACGGGUGACAUGCCAGAAAUAAAGAAAUAUGACAUAUAUUUACAUACGCGACGUACACAUACACACAUACACACACACGUAAGAGCAAUUUUUCGAACAAAGGAUCGGGCGUACGAGAAAUACUGAUACCCCAUUUUGCUUAUCUACAAUUUCUAAUUGUAGUCAUCAAAUAAGACGACUUAAUGAGUGUGCUUGUUCGUCGUUUUAUCGGAUAUUUCGUUACUGAGUUACGCAGAGUGAGUUACACAGAGUCAGUACUUUUGAUAAACAUUACGGAAAAUAGCAAUGGAUGUACCUGUUGCGAGAUGGAGAUGUUAUUUACUUGUACAACCGCUUGCAAUGCUGUUUUUGCUCGCUUUGUCUAUGUCAGGUAACGUCUUGACAGACUUAAUAGUAUAUCGUACUUGUGUUGUAACCAUGAAAAUAAAUAAAACAGAAUGUGAUAUACUUCAUAACAAUAGCAGCAGUGAAGAGGCUCUCAGAAUCAAUUCUAUUGUACAACCAUAUACAGGCCUAAUUCUAAUGGGUAAAUCGUUCAUCGAAAGUAUCUUCCCUACGAUUUUGACUUUAUUUCUGGGACCGUGGAGUGAUAAGUAUGGAAGGAAACCUAUUCUAAUUUCAGUAUAUAUAGGUAUAUCUUCAACUUUUUUUCUGCUCACUUUUAUGUCUAAUUGGGACAUAGUACCUUGGUAUUUUCUGUUAGCCUAUAUUCCAUUUGCUUUCCUAGGAGGCACAUCUGCAUUAAUGUUAGCUUCAGUGUGUUAUAUUACUGAUAUAACAAGCGAUAAUGAGCGGGCAUGGCAUUUAGCCUGGUUAGAUGUUUUAAUAAGUGUCGGCUUGCUAAUCGGUUUACUUUCUGGCCCGCUGAUAUUCAAGGCAUACGGUUACGCUGCUGUGUUUGGUACUGUGACUGUGAUCUGCAUUCUGACGACGUUGUACAUAUUUUUUAUCCCAGAAACUAUACAAAACGAAAUCUCCAGUAAGAAGAUAUUCAACUUUAAGUUCAUAAAGGAUAUUUAUGAUACAUGCAUUAAGAAAAGAGAUGGAUUCGAUAGAUUGUUAGUCUGGAGCUGCAUAGCUUGCCUUAUACUUCAAUUGAUUAUCAUCCAGGGCAGUUCUUCUAUCGGAUUUUUAUUUGCAAGCGCGCGACUUGGCUGGACUGUAGAAGAAUAUUCUACUUAUGUAGCUUUAAAUAUAAUGAUAACAGUACUUGGCACGAUGUUCGGCGUUAAAUUAAUACCGAAGUACACAGGACUUCCAGAAGCGAUAAUUGCCAUAAUAUCCGUUAUAUCAGCUCUUGGUAGCACUAUAACAGGUGCCUUUGCGUGGAAAUCUUGGCACAUGUAUCUUGCUAUGAUUAUAGGAAUGUUUGGCGACAUAUCUCGAUCGAUGGUUCGUGCUAUUUUGUCCAAAGCAGUACCUGCGCAGGAUAUAGGGAAAGUAUUUUCCCUGGCCAUGUCAUUGGAGACUUUGAUACCAUUUGCGGCAACUUCUCUGUACACACUCCUCUACUCUCACUAUAUGCCACCUAUAUACCCCCUACCAGCAGGAUUCUUAUCAGCAAUAUUCUAUGUCUUAACUAUUGGGAUAUUGAUAUGUAUUCAAAUACAAGUGAUAAAACGCACUAGAAUACUUUCUUCUCAACUGACCGAUAGUGACUCAGCUGACUGAUAGCUGUUAUCAAAGAAAAGCAAAUAUGAAAUGUAUUUGCAAGAUAAAGUAAAAUUGAAUGUAAAAAAAUAACAUUCGCAUGUCUACAUUUUUCGACAAUAUAUGAAGUUUAUUGUGUUUUUAUAUGUAUAAAUUUUACAUUUAGAAUUUUUUUAUUAUAA
This is a messenger RNA of Pogonomyrmex barbatus (red harvester ant), 1998 nucleotides long. RefSeq names its product putative peptidoglycan muropeptide transporter SLC46. Gene Ontology annotation, molecular function: transmembrane transporter activity. Gene Ontology annotation, biological process: transmembrane transport. The record is from RefSeq and is a predicted model, not a curated record. NCBI's taxonomy places the organism in Eukaryota, Metazoa, Arthropoda, Insecta, Hymenoptera, Formicidae. Gene Ontology annotation, cellular component: membrane.